AUGCGACUUGAAGCUCGUAUCUAUGAGACGAUCGGUCCUCAUCCUCGUCUACCAAGAAUCAUCUCUUGGGAACCAGAGACCUGCUGUCUUACUAUGGGAUAUCUUGAAAAUGGCAGUUUAAAGGAGUAUAUCAAAGAAAACCCUAAGAGCGUGACCCCCCAACUCCGGCAGCGAUGCGCGAAGCAAGCAACUGAAGGGUUAAAAGUCCUACAUUCUGCUAGUGUUAUUCACUGUGAUAUUUCACCGCGGAACUUCCUGCUAGAUUGCGAUCUCCAUUUAAGGAUUGCAGAUUUCGGAGGGGCAUCUCUUUCUGGCUCCCCGCCUUCCGCAGUCGCCGGCACAAGAUUUCGAUAUCCCGUUUCGGACUGGGAUGCGCCUCCUAGUGUUGAAGAAGAUAUAUUUGGCCUUGGCUCAUUGAUCUACUUUAUUAUGACGGGCACAUAUCCCUACCAAGAAAUCCCCAGUGACGAGGUCGAGAAACUAUACGAAUCCCACACAUUCCCAAGUCUGGCGCAUCUUGCUUGUGGGGAUAUUAUUCAACGCUGCUGGAGUAAGCAAGUGAACGCAGCUGAAGUGCUCACUUACUUCGAGGCUCUUGACGAACCGUAA
Venustampulla echinocandica is the source of this 609-nucleotide messenger RNA. RefSeq lists its product as uncharacterized. Bases 1 to 609 code for a protein of 202 amino acids. The record is from RefSeq and is a predicted model, not a curated record. Gene Ontology annotation, molecular function: protein kinase activity; ATP binding. The transcript has a single exon. Lineage: Eukaryota; Fungi; Ascomycota; Leotiomycetes; Helotiales; Pleuroascaceae. Gene Ontology annotation, biological process: protein phosphorylation.